Mandrillus leucophaeus (drill) is the source of this 847-nucleotide messenger RNA. RefSeq names its product splicing factor 3a, subunit 2, 66kDa (gene SF3A2). NCBI's taxonomy places the organism in Eukaryota, Metazoa, Chordata, Mammalia, Primates, Cercopithecidae. The record is from RefSeq and is a predicted model, not a curated record. The annotation marks the transcript as partial. The transcript has a single exon.
CCCCCGCUGAUGAAUGGUCUGCCCCCUCGGCCACCGCUGCCCGAGUCUUUGCCACCACCACCACCAGGAGGCCUACCUCUGCCACCCAUGCCCCCCACGGGGCCUGCGCCCUCAGGGCCCCCGGGACCACCCCAGCUACCCCCGCCAGCUCCAGGGGUCCACCCCCCGGCCCCAGUGGUGCAUCCCCCCACAUCUGGCGUCCAUCCCCCAGCUCCUGGGGUCCAUCCCCCAGCUCCUGGCGUCCAUCCCCCAGCCCCUGGGGUCCACCCACCAACCUCUGGGGUCCACCCCCCGGCUCCUGGAGUCCACCCUCCAGCCCCCGGGGUUCACCCUCCAGCCCCCGGGGUUCACCCACCAGCCCCUGGAGUCCACCCACCAGCCCCUGGGGUUCACCCACCAGCCCCGGGAGUCCAUCCUCCCCCAUCAGCGGGGGUUCACCCCCAGGCCCCAGGGGUACACCCAGCAGCCCCUGCUGUUCACCCUCAGGCCCCGGGGGUGCACCCACCAGCCCCAGGGAUGCACCCUCAGGCCCCGGGAGUCCACCCCCAACCUCCCGGGGUCCAUCCAUCAGCUCCUGGGGUCCACCCUCAGCCUCCUGGAGUUCACCCCUCAAAUCCUGGGGUACACCCCCCAACUCCCAUGCCCCCAAUGCUGAGGCCCCCACUCCCCUCCGAAGGCCCAGGGAACAUACCUCCCCCUCCCCCAACCAACUGAGAAGCUGCUCCCUCCCCCAGCAAGCUCAGCGCCAGGUGCUCCUGCCUUUUGCCAUCGAGAGAAGGCUGCUCUUUUGUACUGCCCCCUGCUCAUUAAACAGCCUUCCCCAGCCCCGCAUGCACUGGUGUCUGCA